AUGGCAGCGGUACAUUCAGCAGAAGAAGAGUUAGGAGAUUAUAUAGGGAUAAAAGAAGAAAUAGUAAACAAAUAUAGGACUCAAAUAAUAAUUACGAAUAACAAAAUAAAAGAAACAGAAACAAUUUUAGGUGAAAUGUUUAGAAGAAAUAUAGGUAAAGGUAGAGUAGGUAUUUAUUCUGAACUGUCGGACACACAAUAUCAUAUAGUACAGGAAAAAUUAAGAGAAAUGUAUACUCAAGAAGUAGAAACAGAAGUCGAAUCAACAAAACAAAUAUCUUAUUAUCAUGUUAGGGAAAGUGUACAUUCAGCUAUACAGGAGACAUAUAAUAAUAUAAAAAUAAAAAUUUAUUACCCAAGAAAUGUGAAUAAUUUUGAUGUUAGAAACCAUAAUAUCAGUACAAACAAUAAUAAUUUCGAUUCAGGAAAUUUUAGAAGGCAUAGUUUUCGCCAAAAUAUUAGUAAUUGGAAUAGAAAUAACACAGGUCAGUCAGAACAAUAUAAUAAUAGGAAUUAUAAUAGUACUUUUAAUCAAAAUAACAUUAAUAGAAAUAGUACUAAUAAUUCAGGCCAGUACAAUAAUAGUAGGAAUAAUUUUAAUAAUUCAGGCCAAUAUAAUAUGAACAGAAAUAGUGCAAAUAAUAAUAAUAGAAAUAGUAAUUCAGGUCAGUAUCGACGGAGCCAUAGCAGACAAGAUGAAGCUAUGGAAGUAGACAAUAUUCAGAGAAAUAGUGUUAGAGAGGAUGUUCAAUCGAAUCAUGUUUUUUACAAACUAGCCCCGGAACAUCUAACUAUGAUACAGAUUACUAUUAAUAAAUUAAAAUAUCUAGCAUUAGUUGAUACGGGGUCAACAUUUUGUAUAAUAGACAAUAGAGUAUUACGUUUUAAGGAAGUAGAAAUAGCUCCGGUCCAUUAUUCCACAAUGGAAAAGAUUCAAUAA
This is a messenger RNA of Condylostylus longicornis, 939 nucleotides long. RefSeq lists its product as uncharacterized. The record is from RefSeq and is a predicted model, not a curated record. Lineage: Eukaryota; Metazoa; Arthropoda; Insecta; Diptera; Dolichopodidae. The transcript has 4 exons. The coding region runs from base 1 to 939 and encodes 312 amino acids.